AUGAGUCGUCGGCUAUUAUUCGUAACAUUUGUUCAUGGCUUUUUGUCCCAAUUCGGUGACAUUCUUAUGUCCUGUUUGAAUCUUCUGAACGUGCCUAUUAGAAGGAUGUUCAACCAGAGCAUAUCCGAGCACUACGGUCCCGUUGAAAACCAACAGAUUCAUGCUAUUCACAGAUUCGAAUGGAUCUAUGCUGCCAGCGCAUCGACGAUGAUGUUGGGACUAGUGAUUGGGUUCUUUAUUAUGGGCGAUCUCAUGGAUCGAUUUGGAAGGAAAGAAACAGCGAUAGUACUGAGAUGUCUACUGGGACUCUCCAGCGCCGGAGCGAUGAUUCUUUCGUUCGUUACGACACGCUUCGAAUUCUAUGUGUUUGGACACUUCUUAGUUGGAAUCGUUGCGGCAUUGAAGGUUGUGCUGCUCAUCUACCUUGCCGAGUGCAGUCCUGAUGACAAGCGAGGGUUCACAUCUAUGGUUGUCAACUCCGGUGGAGUGCUGAUGGUUCUUGUUCUGACGCCGCUCUGUCUUCCAAGCCUUACCGGUUCCGACAGCCUAUGGUGUUUACUUCCCUUGUUUUGUGGCUUGAUGGCCAUUGCUCAUCUAAUGAUCGCAAUACGUUUUCCCCAGAGUCCCAAGCAGCUGUACAUUCAGGAAUACAAGGAGCAAGAGGCUAGGGCGGCAUUACAGUUUUACUACGGAGACCACUACAAUAUAGGUUUGUGA
Haemonchus placei is the source of this 717-nucleotide messenger RNA. The record is from the annotation of a GenBank genome assembly. NCBI's taxonomy places the organism in Eukaryota, Metazoa, Nematoda, Chromadorea, Rhabditida, Trichostrongylidae.